This is a messenger RNA of Metschnikowia bicuspidata var. bicuspidata NRRL YB-4993, 3099 nucleotides long. RefSeq names its product ATP-dependent DNA helicase (gene SGS1). Gene Ontology annotation, cellular component: chromosome; RecQ family helicase-topoisomerase III complex; nucleus. The record is from RefSeq and is a predicted model, not a curated record. Gene Ontology annotation, biological process: DNA replication; double-strand break repair via homologous recombination. The transcript is spliced from 2 exons. NCBI's taxonomy places the organism in Eukaryota, Fungi, Ascomycota, Pichiomycetes, Serinales, Metschnikowiaceae. The annotation marks the transcript as partial. Gene Ontology annotation, molecular function: ATP binding; 3'-5' DNA helicase activity; four-way junction helicase activity.
GACACCGAUGUGCUGGCGCUUCAGGCGUACAUUCUAGCCUGCGAAGACAAGAUCAAUUUGUUGAUCAAAUGCAACGCUGUCAGCGACUCCACUUCGCUUUCUUUGGAUGCGAAGAAACUCUGGCAUGCCGAAAAGUUUAUUCCAAAAAUGCGAGCUCUCGACGAACAGGUAGGUUCUCUAAGAAGAGGCUUUUCUUUCUUAAAGCCUGUUCCAACCGAUUUGUCGAACAUUCACUCUGACGCAUCCUUUGCCAAUAUGCCCCCUCUUUCCAUUGUUUCAUCGCCUGUAAAAGCGACACUGCAAUCGGUAUUUCAUGUUCUGCACACUGAGCCCACUUUCACUGAAGGGAGUAUUUCCUUAACGGCUGCAGAGACCAGAGCCCAAGACAAUCAUCCUCUUGUUUUGCUCGAUAACGACAAUGAUACAAACACAAACGAGGCUCGCCAUGAGAUUUUUAAUAGACGUACCAAGUCGCCUUUGCCACCGCCUCUUCAUGAAGAUAUAGAUGAAGACGACCCGGAGGACGUGUUAGGGGAGAAUUACAUGGAUGGGCUUCAAUCUUCCCAGGUAGAUGAUAUUGACACUGACUUGAGUGGCUUCAUUGCGCAUGGGGAUGAUGAUGAAGAUGAAGAAUUUGCAGAUCGGACAUUCACAUAUACACAAGCAUCUCAGACACAAAGGCAUGUGAUUGAGACUGAUGAUGAUGAAAAUUCUUUGGCGCUGGUCCAUGAAGAAUACUCCAUCCGUAACGAAGUCGAUGAGAUUAAAUUGUCACAAGACGUCGCUCAACGAUACAGUAUCUCAUACGAUGUAGAUACAAAGGCAGUGGAGAUUUCUGACGAGGAAAGUGAAAAUGAUGACGGAAACUUCACGACCCAAUUGCUCAAUGAAGGGCGAGAUCAAGUGGUUGAAGUCUUUUCUGAUGAUGACUUCAACGACGGCGACUUUGCAGCUUUAGAGUCGCGGACGCACGUGAAAAAUGAAUGUUCAGCGGUAGAUGCUCACAUUGUUGACGAAAGCGACUUUUCCGAUGACGACGAUGAAAUCCUCAAGAUUGCUGCUGUGGAUGGCGUUGAAGGACCAGAUAAAGAACUUCUCGCGGGAUCAGAAUCGUUUAUCGAUGAAGUUUACUCUGUCUUGAGGAACACUUUCCAGUUGUCCAGUUUCCGUCCUAAUCAACUAAAAGCUGUUAUUUUCACUUUGAAGGGUAAAGAUGUGUUUGUCUUAAUUCCUACAGGAGGUGGUAAAUCCUUAUGUUACCAACUCCCGGCACUUGUGACACGAGGCAAAACCAGAGGUACUACUGUUGUAAUCUCACCAUUGAUAUCGCUUAUGCAAGACCAAAUUCAUCAUCUUCAAAAGAGAAACAUUCGAGCUGACAUGAUCAGCUCCAGGGGAAGUGUGAAAGAAAAAAAUGAUGCACUUCGCUCAUUUGCAGCUGGCGAUUUGGAUUUAGUUUAUCUUUCUCCAGAGAUGGUGAACAAAGCUCAGUCUAUUCAGCGAAUACUAGCAAAGUUGUACGAAAACAACAUGCUUGCGAGAAUUGUGGUUGAUGAAGCGCAUUGUGUAAGUUCUUGGGGACAUGACUUCAGGCCUGAUUACCAAGGAAUGAGUAUGUUCAAAGAGAACUUCCCCAAAGUCCCCAUCAUGGCUCUAACUGCCACAGCAAAUGAAAAAGUUCGUCUUGAUAUCAUUAAUAACUUGCGUAUGAAUGACGCAGUGUUGCUCAAACAAAGUUUCAACCGAACGAAUCUCUUCUACAAAGUGAUGAAGAAGCCAUCAAACGUUUUUGAAUGGCUUAGAGACUACAUAUCAGGGCAACAGUUUGGGAAUACCGGCAUCAUAUACUGUCAUUCUAAACAAUCAUGCGAAACCACGUCCGAGAAACUUGAGUCUUACGGGAUAAAGUGUAAAUUUUAUCACGCAGGUAUGGAUGCGGACGAAAGAUUCAGCGUCCAGACUGAUUGGCAAGAAAAUAGAAUUCAAGUUAUUUGUGCAACCAUUGCGUUUGGUAUGGGCAUUGAUAAGCCCGACGUUCGCUUUGUGAUACACAUAUACAUUCCUCGAACCCUUGAGGGGUAUUAUCAGGAAACUGGCCGUGCCGGUAGAGACGGAAACCCCAGUGAAUGUAUCAUGUUCUAUGCAUAUAAAGAUGCACGCUCUUUGAAAGGCCUCAUCGAGAAGGAUAAAGAUUUAGAUUGGUCCUCUCGGGAAAUGCAUUUGGCCAAACUCAGACAGGUGAUUCAGUAUUGCGAGAACGGAACCGACUGUCGGAGAAGACAGGUUCUCCAUUACUUCAAUGAGAUUUUUGAUGCCAAGCUAUGCAAUAGAAAUUGUGACAAUUGCUGCAGCGAGAUCGUAUCAGUGAAACGUGAUGUUACUGACCACUGCGCAAAUAUCGUGAAACUAGUUCAGUCUAUACACAUGGAUAAAGUCACUGUCAUCCAUUGCCAAGAUGUUUACUGGGGGUCUAAAAACCAAAAGAUUAUGACCCUAGGGCAUUAUAACAACCCUCAUCAUGGUUCUGGAAGGGAUUUAAACAAGGGUGACAUGGAACGAAUUUUCUUUUAUUUGCAGUGCGAGAAUGCUUUGAUGGAGUACCAAGUUGUGAAAGGGGGCUAUGCAACCUCAUACGUCAAGUUGGGGCCUCAGGCAAACACCUUCAUGAAAGCCAACAAAAAAGUUGAACUCUCCUUUGCUCAAGCGGAACGUCCUUCUUCCACAGGAGGUGUGAAGCUCACAGCGUCUGGGAAAGGAUCUGGAAUGUCAAGCUUUCGAUAUCAAGAGUCUUUCAGAAGUGCCCCUCCGAGUCGUAUUGUUUUACCACAGGAUACAUUUGAUGGAGCUAUCACAGAUUCCAACAAAGAUCUCAUCGAUAAGGCAUAUUUCGAGUUGAGAAAUUCUAGAACAUUGAAAGUCAGUGAGCUUGGAUACGCCAGAGCUGAAGCUUUCAUCGGGGACAAUUUAUUGAAGGAAAUGGCAAUCAAACUUCCCACAAAUGCCAGAGACUUUGCUAGAUUGAGCAAUGUGACCAAAGAGCAAGCUGAUCAUUUCAAGCAUUUCAAACAAGUCCUCACCAAUCUUUCUCGGGAACGGAAA